AUGGAACUCAGACAUUCGGCAUGGUUGUUGGAACCACCAACGGGAGUGACAUUAGGAAUGACAGUGGAGGAGCUUUUAGCCCCCGGUAAACGACCGAAAUCGAAACCGACACCUCCCCGGCCGCAGGAGCCGCAAAUAAUAUUCGGAAAAAAUUUUAGGGCGCUACAUCGAAUGGAGUUUGAAGAUGGGAGCAAAUGCUCCAUGAAUGAGUGGAAGAACGCUCUUCCCGUAGUCAAAGAAUUCUUUGUAAUGUUGUCUAAAGAAGCAAAAAAACGUCAUGCUAUCAAAUAUCCGAAUUAUAAAUACAAACCGCGAAGAAAAGUGAACGGUUCCAAAAGAAGAAGAAAUCAGAGAUCUCCAAGCGUUAGCCCUCCUGAAACUCCACAAUACAGCCCAGCAGGUCAAUCCAUUGAAAGUUCGCCGGCGAGCAACAUAACUCCGGAAGAAUUCGGGACUCAAGAUGACGAUGGGUUUUCAUACUUUGACUACGAGCUAUAUAUGCGAAUGAUGACGGUGGCAUCCUGUUACCCCACAGUAGAAUUUUUCAAGCAAUGA
Molecule: messenger RNA, 555 nt
Organism: Paraglomus brasilianum
Lineage: Eukaryota; Fungi; Glomeromycota; Glomeromycetes; Paraglomerales; Paraglomeraceae
Source: the annotation of a GenBank genome assembly